Laetiporus sulphureus 93-53 is the source of this 2318-nucleotide messenger RNA. RefSeq lists its product as uncharacterized. Gene Ontology annotation, molecular function: protein binding. The transcript is spliced from 3 exons. Bases 191 to 2005 code for a protein of 604 amino acids. Lineage: Eukaryota; Fungi; Basidiomycota; Agaricomycetes; Polyporales; Laetiporaceae. The record is from RefSeq and is a predicted model, not a curated record.
GUUGGAUAUCGAUGGGACACGAAGCGAUACGUAAUCAGUGGGUCCACGAAGAGCCUCGUGUUGUUGAUCCCUUGACGAUACGGGCCCUGGGCUGUGCUCUUCAUGCGAUGAGCGUUUCCCCUCACCUCCCAUCUUCUUUUUCUACGCCUUGACAUCCAAACACUACUCUGCAGCGAGCCAUAUCCUCAUCAUGAGUGAUGACGCCCCACUCGCCAUUGGGUCCCAGUCGUUCGACGAACAAAGGCUCGCUUCGCUCACCGAGCGCCAUGUUGGUGGUCUGAAAGUCAGAGAGAACUCUGUUCGGCCUAUAUUCAGGCUGCCGCCGGAAAUCCUCGGGAAUAUAUUCAAGCAUCUCGCAAGGACCUAUGGCUUUUUCCAUUUCUACAAGUGGAUCGGGAUCUCGCAUGUCUGCACGCUCUGGCGCGGUGUCGCUCUGGAUGAAGCCGCGCUUUGGAGCCAGUUCAGCGUUACUCCUCGCGUCGAGUGGAUGACUGAGUUGCUGAAGCGCUCGAAACAGGCACCGCUCGUCGUUGCCGCGGAUUUUGACGAGGAAGAUUCUGCCAAGAGGCAGGCAUUUGAACUGGUAGCCAUGGAGGCUGGAAGGAUCCGUGAACUAGUGCUGGUUGCACCACAGGAUAUGCUACAUGAUCUGAUGAGCGUCAUCGACAAUCCGAUGCCGCUGCUCCGUUUGCUCCAUGUGUCCGGUACAGAGGCAGGGUUUAAUCUGCCGGAGUCAAACCCGGGCUUAUGGAUACCGUUGUUACAACAAGCCCGGCCUCUAGAAACGCUACAUGUCAAACAAUAUGCUGUGCGGUGCAGCGACCUCAUCAUUCCCUCGCUCAAGCACCUCACGGUCGCGGAAAUACCCAGAAUAUCCCAAGCCAGCAUAUAUGAAUUCCUCGACAUACUCGAGAGUCUUCCCCUGCUUGAGGAAAUGCAUCUCGACGGCGUCUUUUCGGAUAUGGAUACCAUAGAAAAAGCCAAUCGCCGUUCUUAUUCCAAGGCAAUUGCGCUCUCAAACCUGCGCACCCUGCACAUCAGCGCGGAUCUUGAAUUAUGCAUACGUUUCAUGAAACAGCUCUCUCUUCCCAGUAUAUCUGCCCUUAGUCUGUCCUGCACGGGCUUGGAAGGCGGUCACGCUCUCGCUCGAUGUCUUGCCAGGAACCUUCCCGAGGCUUUCCUUUCCAAGCUUUCCACUGUCUGUCUGUCCCAGAAUAAACAUUCGGCUUGUGCAUACUUCCAUGAACAUGACAACAGGUUCAACGAAGAGGACAAACGUAAUGUGCACGAGCGCGAGCGAGGCGGGAAUGACGAAGAGAAAGAUGAGGGCGAUUAUAGUAAGGAGGAGUAUGGAGAAGGUGAUGGAGAAGGUGGAAACGAUGGAAAAGCGUUCGCAGAACAAGAUCGUCACUGCACCCUCAAGGUAAUGUUCUGUCAAUUCGGAGAUGUGCAACAACAAACGAGACUUGCAUCAUUCCUUGAGCGCUUCACGCUUGCAGUCAAGGUGACCGCACUCUCCCUCAAACAUUUCCCACCCGCCCGCAGAACGGAAUGGAAGAAUAUUCUCGCACCCAUGAAAGACGUGGAAUACGCCCAUAUCGAAGGCAAAUCCGGAGUUGAUCGUGCACUGGUUGCGAUGAUCAUCUUCGACGACGAAGAUUGCUUGCUGCCCAAGUUGCACACCCUGGCGCUCGAAAAGAUGAAACUCAAGGAUGAUCACGCCCAUUUGCAUCAGCGGGAUAACCUCGGGAUGCUGCGGGAGGGUCUGGAGAUGCGACGUGAGGUAGGCUUGGACAUCAAGAGAGUCAAAUUAACGCGUUGCAGCAAUGUGGUUCAGCGCGACAUCGACAAACUCGGCAAGCUUGUGGAGACGGUGGAGUGGGACGGAAAGGUGCAAAUCGUCGAGCCAGUGCUAUGCUAUGGACAGUAUAUCCACUGGAGUCCUAUUCCCCCCGGCAUGAAGUGGUACGGUCCGCCACCAAGGGAGAUGGAUCCGUACUACUAGCUGGCAUGCCACCUGCACUUAGUACACGAGGUGGUUUGAAUAUUCCCUAUCAUAACGCGCGAUUUCAUGGAACAGAAGUGUGAAUGAGCUUACAAAGAGAUCGCGACACAUCGUGGUCGAUAGUAGUAUCCCGAUACCAUCAUGGAGUCCGGACGCCUUUCAUACUCCCUUGUCCAUCCGCUGUUUUCAUGGAGCGCGCUGAUAAUUUCAACUACGGCUCACCGUCUCCAUGCUUCACAGUAAUGAUCUUUCUCUAGUAUUUAAUCCCCGGGCAAUGAUAUAUGCUGCGAGAAUGGCGAGAUGAAAUCCGGAA